CAGCGCCGACUCGCUGUCCAGUGCCUCCACUUCUCAUUCAGAGAACUCGGUGCAUACAAAAUCAGCUUCUCUUGUAUCAUCAGAUUCCAUUUCAACUUCGGCAGACAACUUUUCUCCUGAUUUGAGGGUCCUGAGGGAGUCAAACAAAUUAGCAGAAAUGGAAGAACCACCCUUGCUGCCAGGAGAAAAUAUUAAAGACAUGGCCAAAGAUGUAACUUACAUAUGUCCCUUCACUGGUGCAGUACGAGGAACGCUGGCUGUCACAAAUUACAGAUUAUAUUUCAAGAGCAUAGAACGGGAUCCCCCAUUUGUUCUAGAUGCUUCACUUGGAGUGAUUAGUAGAGUAGAAAAAAAAAUUGGCGGUGCUUCUAGCCGAGGUGAAAAUUCAUACCGACUGGAAACUGUGUGCAAGGAUAUUAGGAAUUUACGUUUUGCUCAUAAGCCUGAGGGGCGAACAAGGAGAUCCAUAUUUGAGAAUCUAAUGAAAUAUGCAUUUCCCAUCUCCAACAGCCUGCCUCUUUUUGCUUUUGAAUAUAAAGAAGUCUUCCCUGUAGAUGGCUGGAAACCAUAUGACCCUCUUUUAGAGUACAAGGGAAUUCCAAAUGAAAGCUGGAGAAUAACAAAGAUAAAUGAACACUAUGAACUUUGUGACACGUAUCCUGCUGUCUUGGUGGUGCCGGCAAACAUUCCUGAUGAGGAAUUGAAAAGAGUGGCAACCUUCAGGUCAAGGGGACGGAUCCCAGUUUUAUCAUGGAUUCACCCUGAAAGUCAAGCCACUAUCACUAGAUGCAGCCAGCCCAUGGUAGGAAUAAGUGGGAAGCGAAGCAAAGAAGAUGAGAAAUAUCGUCAAGCCAUCAUGGAUUCCAAUGCCCAGUCGCACAAAAUCUUUAUAUUUGAUGCCGGGCCAAGUGUUAAUGCUGUCGCAAAUAAGGCAAAGGGUGGAGGUGAUAAAAGUGAAGAUGCCUAUCAAAAUGCAGAACUAGUUUUUCUGGGUAUUCACAAUCUUCAUGUUAUGAGAGAAUCACUAUGGAAACUUAAGGAGAUUGUGUAUCCUAACAUUGAGGAAACUCACUGGUUGUCUAACUUGGAAUCCACUCACUGGCUGGAACAUAUUGAGCUCAUUCUCGCAGGGGCUCUUAGGAUUGCUGACAAGGCGGAGUCAGGGAAAUCUGUGGUGGUGCUCUGCAGUGACCGCUGGGAUCGCACAGCUCAGCUCACCGCGCUGGCCAUGCUCAUGUUGGAUGGAUACUGCCGAACCACACGAGGAUUUGAAGUUCUCGUGGAGAAAGAGUGGCUGAGCUUUGGACAUCGGUUCCAACUAAGAGUUGGCCAUGGAGAUAAGAACCACGCAGAUACAGACAGAUCACCUGUUUUCCUUCAAUUUAUUGAUUGUGUCUGGCAAAUGACAAGACAGUUUCCUACCGCAUUUGAAUUCAACGAAUAUUUUCUCAUUACUAUUUUGGACCACCUAUACAGCUGUUUAUUUGGAACAUUCCUUUGUAACAGUGAACAGCAGAGAGGAAAAGAGAAUCUUCCUAAAAGGACUGUUUCACUGUGGUCUUACAUAAAUAGCCAGCUGGAAGACUUCACUAAUCCUCUCUAUGGGAGCUACUCAAAUCAUGUCCUUUAUCCAGUCGCCAGCAUGCGCCACCUAGAGCUCUGGGUGGGAUAUUACAUAAGGUGGAACCCACGGAUGAAGCCACAGGAACCUAUUCAUAGCAGAUAUAAAGAACUUCUUGCUAAGCGAGCAGAGCUUCAGAAAAAAGUCGAGGAACUCCAGAGAGAAAUUUCCAACCGAUCAACCUCAUCCUCAGAGACAGCCAGCUCUCCUGCACAGUGUGUUACUCCUGUCCAGACUGUUGUAUGAAAGGACUAUUAGUUGGGGGCAUCAUUGCUCCAAACUCUUCAUUAAAGUGGCAGCUCUAUGAGUGGAAGCCCUUCUGUACUGAGAACCCAUCCAU
Molecule: messenger RNA, 1961 nt
Organism: Jaculus jaculus (lesser Egyptian jerboa)
Lineage: Eukaryota; Metazoa; Chordata; Mammalia; Rodentia; Dipodidae
Product: myotubularin-related protein 2-like
Molecular function (GO): phosphatidylinositol-3,5-bisphosphate 3-phosphatase activity
Source: RefSeq, a predicted model, not a curated record